UUACUUUUCUUCACUUUCCCUUUAACAGAUUUUACACUGAGCUGUGUGCAACUCUCUCUCUCUCUCUCCUUCUCCUAAAGGUUCCUAUUUCAGUUCUUCUGGGUUCUUCGACAUCACUCAGUUUUUUCUAUUUUCGGGAAUUAUAAAAAAAAAAAAAGAAGGAUACAUAUGGGUGUUCUUGAUCAUGUCUCUGAAAUGUUUGAUUGCUCUCAUGGACACAAGAUUAAAAAGCGGAGACAGUUGCAGACGGUAGAGAUAAAAGUGAAGAUGGACUGCGAAGGGUGCGAGCGCAAAGUGCGGCGGUCGGUGGAAGGAAUGAAGGGUGUGUCUUCUGUCUCUUUGGAGCCCAAAGCCCACAAAGUCACUGUUGUGGGCUACGUCGACCCAAACAAGGUUGUGGCUCGAAUGGCUCACAGGACUGGCAAGAAGGUCGAGCUCUGGCCCUAUGUGCCCUACGACGUGGUGGCUCAUCCUUACGCUGCCGGUGUCUACGACAAGAAGGCACCCUCGGGUUAUGUGCGCAGAGCCGAUGACCCUGGAGUGUCUCAGCUUGCUCGUGCCAGCUCCACCGAGGUCCGCUACACUACUGCUUUUAGCGAUGAGAAUCCAGCGGCUUGUGUUGUCAUGUGAUGUUUUGUCAUAUACUGUAGACCGUUUCAACUUUUCCAUUACUGCUGGUGCGACGUGUGCUGUUUUUUUUUUUUUUUUUUUGGUAAAAAAGUGUGUUGUUUCUUGUUUCGUUGUAUAUUAAUACCAUAUGGUAGCUAGGCUUCUUGUUUAUUUGGUUUUAGUUCCUUGGUCUCUGUACUCUUAUGAUCGAUUGUAAUAUUUUCUUCUUUUAUUC
Molecule: messenger RNA, 844 nt
Organism: Eutrema salsugineum
Lineage: Eukaryota; Viridiplantae; Streptophyta; Magnoliopsida; Brassicales; Brassicaceae
Product: heavy metal-associated isoprenylated plant protein 26
Exons: 2
Coding region: 169-630 (153 amino acids)
Molecular function (GO): metal ion binding
Source: RefSeq, a predicted model, not a curated record